Spea bombifrons (plains spadefoot toad) is the source of this 4157-nucleotide messenger RNA. It is a transcript of the gene ADAR, whose product is annotated as adenosine deaminase RNA specific. Gene Ontology annotation, molecular function: double-stranded RNA binding; tRNA-specific adenosine deaminase activity; double-stranded RNA adenosine deaminase activity. The coding region runs from base 199 to 3702 and encodes 1167 amino acids. Gene Ontology annotation, cellular component: nucleolus; cytoplasm. Lineage: Eukaryota; Metazoa; Chordata; Amphibia; Anura; Pelobatidae. The record is from RefSeq and is a predicted model, not a curated record. Gene Ontology annotation, biological process: RNA processing; adenosine to inosine editing. The transcript is spliced from 15 exons.
CCGUGCUCAGCCGCUGCAUGGUGCGUCUCGUGCCCUCCCGUAGCCCCCCUGACCGCCCCCGAGAUUGCUUUCCAUGCCGUACGGUGCAGAUCCGGUCGUCCUUUUUAACAAGGGACCAUCGGCGGAGAGCGUCCCUCAGCUCCCUCCUUGUUUCUUGCCGUGCGUUAAGGUUUACGGGCUUGCACUUGGUGACAAGUAAUGAACAGAAGAGCAUAUGAAGGGCAGGGGCGCUUUCCCAAGUACAAAUCCUAUCACUUCAGCCACAAUCCUAAUACUGCUUCUUUCAUUAACCCUUUGCCUAUACAGGAAUAUCAGCCAGACAUCCUACGAGCCCAGCAAAGAGAGUUUCUCCUAGGAAGGACUGUCGGAUUUAAUGCGAACCCUCAGAGUUUUAACGCAUACCGAGCGCCGCAAAAACAUUACCCACCCCAAAAGACCGCACCGCGCCCCCCACAGUAUCCGUACUACCAUCAGCCAAGCAACCGGGGACCCCCCGAAAGAAACGUUACCAACCUGUCACAAAGUUUCCAAGCCCUGCAUGUGUCCUCUGACCCGCUCGAGAAAGACAUAGUUUGUUUCUUCGGAGAGCUAAAUGACGGAGAGACCCGCACCGCCAAAUAUUUAUCCAGAUAUUUCCGCGUAGAGAAGAAAGUUGUCAAUCAUAUCCUCUACAAAUUACUAAAAACCGGUGUGCUGUGGAAGGACGGGGAAACGCCGCCACGCUGGAGGAUUCCUUCCGCCUGCACGCCUCCCGUGGCCUCUUCGGUCGGUGAAAGUCAAGGGGAAGGCGAUUCGGAAGAGGGGGACGACUCUACAUCUUCGCUGUCCCGCUCCUUCUCCGUCACGUGGUGUCCGCAAACUAUGGCCGAGAACAAGGAAAAGGUCUUUAAGUAUUUGUUCCACAACCCGCUAUCGACGUCGCUCAGCGUACGGAAGAAUGUGGGCAUAGCUAAACCCCACGAAAUCAAUCAACUUUUGAAUGCUUUGGAGAAACAAGGAGAUGUCUGCAGGAAUGGCUCGAACCCGAUAAAAUGGUCGCUCAGCGCCAAGAAACAUGAAAGAAUGCUGCUCAAAGAGCGAGCAAGCGAAAUCCAGGAGUCUUUGAUCCAGGAAGAACCCGUGCAGGUGGAUGAUGGUGAGCAGGUAGCCUCCAACGUAGAGCCGGUAGCCCCCAACGUAGAGCAGGUAGCCCCCAACGUAGAGCAGGUAGCCCCCAACGUAGAGCAGGUAGCCCCCAACGUAGAGCAGGUAGCCCCCAACGUAGAGCAGGUAGCCCCCAAGACUGAGCAGGUAGCCCCCAACGUUGAGAAUGGGCAAAAGGCCUUGGCAAAAGACAACACGGGCGGAGAACGGGUAUCCACAGUACCUAGUGCCGUGGUUCCUUCGGAGGAGCCACCAAAGAAGCGUUCCAGGCGCAGGGCGUUCGACGACUAUGAAAACGGAAAGUGGGCUCUUGACGACCUACCCGAAAGCCUCAACGUAAUGAACAGGGCAUCCGAUAUCUUCUCGGGUGAUGCAGCAGGGGACACUAUGGCGAUCACGCAAUAUUACGAACCCACCAGGGAAUGCUCGCGUCUGGAGAAGCUGCAGGCCUGCCAGGAGAAGAAUCCGGUCAGUGGCCUCUUGGAGUUCGCGCACUUCUGCUCGGAGCAAUGUGACUUUGUCCUUCUCGAGCAGAGCGGGCCUUCGCACGACCCCAGGUUUAAAAUCCAAGCUGUGAUUAAUGGCCGUCGUUUCCCACCAGCUGAGGCUAGUAGCAAGAAGAACGCCAAGAAGGAAGCUGCUUCUCUCACCCUUCGCAUCCUCCUGCGCGAGGAGCAGGGUGGAACGGAAGAGCAGGUUCUGGCGGAGAAGAAGGAGGUCCAGCCGGUACAGGAGGAGGUGAAGCCUGUACUGCAGUCGUUCCCCUCAAGCGGUAAAAAUCCGAUUAGUGUCCUCAUGGAGCACGGACAGAAGUCCGGGAACAUGUGCGAGUUUGUGCUGGUGUCCCAGGAGGGACCCCCUCACGACCCACGGUUCACGUACAUGGUGAAGAUCGGCAAGCAGACAUUCCCGUCGGUGGUAGCGAACAACAAGAAGAUGGCCAAGCAACUAGCCGCCGAAGCUGCCGUCAGACUCCUCCUGGGGGAAUCCGUCUUACAGACAGAGAAGUUUGAACCGGUCUCCGAUACAAACACUUCAGAAUUUCCUGCAGUCCCAGAGCUUUCGGCGGACGAGCUAAAGAUGGCUCAGGGUUCCGGAGUGCGAGAUUUCAUCAAGUAUCUGAACGCCAACCCAGUGAGCGGCCUUCUGGAGUACUCCCGGGCCAAGGGCUUCGCGGCCGAGUUCAGGAUGGUCAACCAAACCGGGCCUCCUCACGAUCCCAAGUUUGUUUUCCAAGCAAAGGUCGGGGGCCGAUGGUUCCCAGCAGUCACGGCAUCCAGUAAGAAACAGGCCAAGGCGGAAGCCGCAGACGCUGCCCUGCGGGUGCUGAUUGGGGAGAGCGAGAAAGCAGUUCGCGAAGGUGACAUUGUCUCCGAGCUCCCGGUGGGUGGCAGCACCAUCCACGACCAAAUCGCCAUGCUCAGCCACCAGAAAUUUAACAGCCUGACGGCGCGCAUCCAGAACAGCCUGCUCGGCCGCAAGAUCCUGGCCGCCAUUAUCAUGAAGAAAAGCAGCGACGACCUGGGGACCGUAGUCAGCAUUGGAACGGGAAACCGCUGCGUGAAGGGCGAGGAGCUCAGUUUAAGCGGAGAGACCGUCAACGACUGCCAUGCGGAGGUUAUUUCUCGGAGAGGGUUUAUAAGGUUUCUGUACAGCCAGCUCAUGAAAUACAACCCCGAGUUUCCAGAAGACACCAUCUUCGAGGAGGCGGAAGGGGAUCUGCUGAGGGUCAAGCCCAACGUGACCUUUCACUUGUACAUCAGUACCGCUCCCUGUGGAGAUGGGGCGCUCUUUGACAAGUCGUGCAGCGAGCAACCCAGCGCCAACGGAGACAACAAGCACUACCCGCUUUUUGAGAACCCUAAGCAGGGCAAGUUGCGGACCAAGGUGGAAAAUGGAGAAGGCACGAUACCGGUGGAGUCGAGCGAUAUCGUUCCCACCUGGGACGGGAUCCAGCACGGCGAGCGCCUGCGCACCAUGUCCUGCAGCGACAAGAUCUUACGCUGGAAUGUGCUGGGCCUGCAGGGCGCCAUCCUCACUCACUUCCUCGAGCCGGUGUACCUCAGCUCACUCACACUCGGCUACCUGUUCAGCCAGGGCCACCUGACUCGUGCCAUCUGCUGCCGGAUGACUCGGGACGGCGAUUCUUUCCAGCAGCAGCUGCCCGACAUGUUCAUUGUCAAUCACCCGGAGGUCGGGCGCGUCAGCGUGUAUGACUCUCACCGGCAGACUGGAAAGACAAAGGAGUCCAGCGUGAACUGGUGCAUGGCAGAUGAAGAAGUGGAAGUACUGGAUGGAACAAAGGGGAAAGUGGAGGGAGCCAAGCUGGAAGUGUCCCGCGUGACGAAGCUCCGGAUGUUCUCCAUGUUCCAAGAACUUUGCCGACAGCACAAGCGCGAAGACCUUUUACAUUUCAGCACCUACGGUGACAUCAAAGCAGCGGCCACCUCGUAUCAGAAGGCCAAAGGACUUUUCUUCAAAGCUCUGGAGAGCAUGGGUUACGGGAACUGGAUAGGCAAGCCGCAGGAAGAAAAGAGCUUUACCGUGGCCAGCAAAUAAAAAAGUCCCCGUGAAUUUUUGUACGAGAAAGUUACCAGGUUUGCACUGAGUGUCAGUUCAUGGUUGUUGCCCGCAAAUCCCGUGUUCUGCUUGUUGCUGGGACAUCCCUCUGUUCUGUCCAAACGACGCUUUCAUUUACACUCUCCGGUCACGAACUUGGGGGUAAUAGAUUACUCUGUACGGGUGGAACUUCCGGCCUGCCCCGGAUUUUAUUUCAUUUUAUUUUUAGUGGCAGUCCAGAUUUUCCUUUUACUCCUCUUAACCCCCCUCUCCCUUCUGCAGCAAUACUUUGAGAAUGAAUAGAUAUAUAUAUAUAUAGAUAGAGAUAUUAUAUAUAUAUAUAGUAGAGGGGUUGACACGGCCACAAGACAAAUUUAGAAUUUGUGUUUUUAAUUUUAGAAUUUUACAUAAUUCAAUGAAUCUUAGCAAUAGACCAGACCUUUAUUUUUUUAGCU